GGAUGGACGGUUAUGGGGAAGGGAGUAGCAGGACCUUCGGCGCUUGAAGUCGGCAAGAUCCUUGUUUUGUUUCUUUGCCUGUUUCCUUCUGUGAGUCUGCAGUGUAAGAUCCUCAAGUGUAACUCAGAGUUUUGGGCCUCCACCUCAAGCUCUGGCCCGGAGGAGGAGUUCUGUACGGCACUGCGGGCGUACAACAACUGUGUACGCCGCACCGCACGCACUUGCAGAGGCGACCUGGCCUACCACUCAGCCCAACAUGGCAUAGAGGACCUCAUGAGUCAACACAACUGCUCCAAGGAGGGACCUACAAACCAGCCUCGAGCCCGGACCCCCGCUCCACCUCCACCACCACAGCUACAGCCUGACAGCCAGGAGCGCUCCGAUGGGCCGGAGCAGUGUCACUACGAACGCAGCCUUUCUCGCCAUUCCUUGCCACCCAACUACACCCACUGCGGCUUCUUUGGAGACCCACACCUCCGUACCUUCAGCGAUGACUUCCAGACUUGCAAGGUGGAGGGAGCCUGGCCACUUAUCCAUAACAAAUACCUGUCUGUUCAGGUGACCAACACACCUGUCGUGCCUGGCUCCUCUGCUACGGCCACCAGCAAGUUGACAAUCAUCUUCAAGAACUUCCAGGAGUGUGUGGACCAGAAGAUGUACCACGCAGAGACAGACGAGCUGCCUGCGGCGUUCGCCGACGGCUCCAAGAACGGUGGAGACCGCCACGGGGCCAACACGCUGCGCAUCGUGGAUAAGGUGCCUGGGCAGCAUGUGGAGAUCCACGCACGCUACAUCGGUACAACUAUCGUGGUCCGGCAGGUGGGCCGAUACCUGACCUUUGCUGUGCGGAUGCCAGAGGAAGUAGUGAACUCUGUAGAAGACCGAGACAACCAGGACCUGUACCUCUGCCUGCACGGCUGUCCCGCCAACCAGCGCAUCGACUUCAGAAAAUUUAGGGACCGUGCUGUGGAGGGUCACGGCCCGGUCAAGAGCAGGACGGGUAGCCAGUCCCAUGGGUUUACCUAUCAGGCUGCCAUGGCCAAGUGUAAAGAGCGCCUCCCAGUGGAAGACCUGUACUUCCAGUCUUGUGUGUUUGACCUGCUUUCCUCUGGGGACAUCAACUUCACCAUGGCUGCCUACUAUGCUUUUGAGGAUGUGAAAAUGCUCCACUCCAACAAGGACAAAUACCACAUUUUUGAAAAGGAUGCUUUUGGGAGUAAUGCUGCACCGGGGGGAUCAGAUAUGUUCUCGCUAGUCCUCCUCAACUGUCUGGCUAUGUUGUUGUGGAUUGAGUGCUGCUGGGUUCAUCUAUAG
This is a messenger RNA of Salvelinus namaycush (lake trout), 1314 nucleotides long. Its product is annotated as repulsive guidance molecule A-like. Gene Ontology annotation, molecular function: coreceptor activity. Bases 13 to 1314 code for a protein of 433 amino acids. The transcript is spliced from 3 exons. Gene Ontology annotation, cellular component: plasma membrane. Gene Ontology annotation, biological process: BMP signaling pathway. The record is from RefSeq and is a predicted model, not a curated record. Lineage: Eukaryota; Metazoa; Chordata; Actinopteri; Salmoniformes; Salmonidae.